AUGCCUCCCAAGGGCUCCCGUAUGUCAACCGGGAGUGCCGGUCCCAAUGUGGGCGUCCCCAGGCAGAGCGAGAGGACCGCCUCGGAGAACAAGGAGAGGGCGUACAUCGCAGCCUCACGGAGAGGUGACCGCAGCCUCGAAGCCCGCGUGCAGUCCGCCUACGCUGCUUCCGAGAUCCACAAGCAACGCACCGGCAAAGCCCUCAAGGUCUCCGAGCAGAUCGUGCUGAAUGAGGAAAUGUACGAGGAAGAGGACGACCUCCCCGCUAGAUACUCCGCCCUGCUCAACAAUAACGACAUUCUGGCCAGUAUGCCACGUUUCCAGGCCUAUGCUAUCGCAACCCUCGGCACGAGAGCUGCAGCAUACGACAGAUUUCCCAACCUGCAGAGGGACCUCCAAAGAGAGGCCGAUGUAAACGCCCAGUUUGCCGAGUUCUUCGGGCCUCGUGGAUUUUCCAGUCGUCCAGCUGGAGGCUUCCAAACCAAUGGCCCUUCCGCCCAACAGGUUCAGACCUCGCCACAGACGACCGCAGCGCCGUUUCCACCCACAACUCCUUCCCACCAGCCUGCAUUCCACUACCCCAGCCCCCAGAACGCACUCGCCAGUCCUGUCGACAGCCAUGUCGGAAGCCCAGCCACUGCCAAUCCUAUAAUCUCCAACAGUGGCUUCCCUUCACCGAGCUUGCAAAUGUCCAUGCACCAAAGAAGCAUGUCAAUGGGUAACUUGGACGCUCUUCAGAUAAGCGCGAAUGGUCAUUCCAGAACAUCGUCCAUCUCACCCGUGAUGGCGCCUCAGGCCGCCCAAAUGGCGGGUCAACGCCGAAGCUUCGGCGAAGCUUUUCCUGAGGCACAGUCGCCCUCGUCGACGCCACCAAUGCCAGCUGCUUUCCGACAGGUUUCAGGCAUGCCGUCCCCUGGAAUGCCAGCUCCUAUGGGGACACCACACAACCAAAACAUUCAGCGCCGCGCAUCACAUUCAUCACCGCUGUCGCCUGGGUCACUUCAGCCGGCGUAUGGGACUGGCUUCACCAGCGAGUUACCAGGCAACCUGCGCGGCAUGUUUCCCCAGGACACUGACUUUGCCGGGUUCUUUUCGGGCGGCCAGUCCCCCGCUGCUACCAGGUCUAAUGCUACCCAAGCUCCUUUCCAACUCCAGCAGCACGGGGAUUUGCGCGAGCUACGUGCGAGGAAACAAUCCCGCGGCCGGAACACUCAACCAACUCCCGGGCCAAAGAAGGAAUCACAGGCAGCGGUGAAGAACGAGAAGGAGCAAACGCCACAUGCGAAGCUGGAGAAGACAGCGGUUAGCAAUGUGGUUAAAAAAGAGACUACGGUAGACGACCAGACAUUUUCCGAGAGUGACCCACUUCAGCUUUACACGCAAAGCCAGCCACUCGGAGCAGUGAAGCUCGAGACAGCAGACCUUCCGGACAAUGCGGCAACACAGGUUCUUCCCGACUGUCUUGAGGAGAGCAACCUAGACGGCAACGAUUUUCAGCAGUUCUACAAUACCGAUGACUUCACUACGGAUUUCUUCAACGCCACCUCUAAUUUCGAUCAAUUUGACUUCGAUUCGUAUCUUCAGAUGCCCGCAUCGCAGUCGGAGGUGGAAAAUUAG
Molecule: messenger RNA, 1617 nt
Organism: Diaporthe amygdali
Lineage: Eukaryota; Fungi; Ascomycota; Sordariomycetes; Diaporthales; Diaporthaceae
Exons: 2
Coding region: 1-1617 (538 amino acids)
Source: RefSeq, a predicted model, not a curated record